CAGAAAUGGAUAAACUCAAGGAUGCUUUUAACAAAGUAGCAGAAGGUGCCAAGAACAUGAAAGAGAAAGAAGAAGAGAAGAAGAAAAUCAAAGAUGUUUUGAAUCAUAAGCCAAUUAACAUCCGUGAACUCAGAGAGCACUGUAUAUCUGAGUUCGGUCUUGUAGAUUCUUCUAUAAGGAAAUAAGGCUUGGCCAAUCCUCCUAAACAUCCAUGAUGAGGUUAAAGUAAAAGAUCUCAAAGAUGACAAUACAACGACUCCAAAAUUCAUCUCGUUUGAUAAGGACAAAGGCUGGAACAAGCAUCAAAAUCUGGAAAAUGAAAAGAUGGCGGAUCAAAUUGACAAAGACGUCAACAGGUCUCUUAACCACUACCCCUCCUUUGGAAUCAAAAGCAGGAGGGAUCAAUUAUCAAGGAUGAUGAAUUCGAUCUUCCAGCUAAACCAGGACUGGAGCUAUUAUCAAGGCUACAAUGACAUAUGCUCUGCCCCUCUCAUGGCGGUAGAAGAAAACAUGGGAUUCCACGUAUCUGUAGCCAUCUCGAACUAUUUCAUCAAAGAUUUCCUAAAAUCUUCCUUUGACAAAGGAGUGAUUCCAGCUCUGAACUUAAUGAUGAAGAUUAUUGAAGGAACUCAUAAGGAAGUGUAUGAAAAGAUAAGUUUCCUCGAAAUGCCGACUUUUGCAGUCUCAUGGAUAAUCACUUGGUUCUCUCAUGACCUAGACUCCUCAGAGGACAUUUACAGGAUAUUCGACUAUUGCAUUGCUUCACAUCCUGCUGUAUCAAUCUAUUUGGCUGCAGCCACUGUGAUCCACAACAAAGAUCAGCUGGAAGAUCUUGAGGAAGGAGACAUUGCCACUCUCCACAUGAUUUUUCAAAAAUUAGGUACCGAGAACUUCGAUCUUGAGAAAGUCAUUGCUCUUACUGAAGACUUAAUGGAGGCAUACCCUCCAGAAGACCUCCUGUAUGACAAUAAGAAGAUUGGGUUUGAGAACGAUUCUCCGAUUAUUGAUCCAAGUUUGCAACUGACUACUAAAAUUAUCCAAGUUGCUAAAGAGACACAAGAAAAGUAUAUAGUCUACCCUCAAAGCCGUGUUGAAAAAUAUGGUGAAUACGUAACCAAGGGCAAUUUAGCAGCAGGAACUGUUACCAUGAUCUGCCUCUACUUCAUAGCUCAAUACUACAGAUCAGAAGAUUGACCUGAACCAAAGCCAAGUGAUUUUUAAAGAGUAUUAACCGGCUUCAACG
Molecule: messenger RNA, 1243 nt
Organism: Moneuplotes crassus
Lineage: Eukaryota; Ciliophora; Spirotrichea; Euplotida; Euplotidae
Source: the annotation of a GenBank genome assembly